Molecule: messenger RNA, 11550 nt
Organism: Daphnia pulex (common water flea)
Lineage: Eukaryota; Metazoa; Arthropoda; Branchiopoda; Diplostraca; Daphniidae
Gene: kmr
Exons: 20
Coding region: 443-9409 (2988 amino acids)
Source: RefSeq, a predicted model, not a curated record
AGCAUUGGUCAGUUGCUAUUGCACUCUCGAGGGGAUCGCUUCGUCCACAGAAAAGCUUUUUCAUUUUUAUUUUUGUUAAAAGCCAACGCUUGAACUUGUGUGUGUGUGUGGAUAACCCAACGGAUUCUCAACGUCAAGAAAAAGAAUCGACCAUGAGUUUUGGCCAAAAGUGAUGGUCGUUUUUGUGAUAAAUCAUUUGGAAAAAAGAAAGGCCGGUUAAUUUCAUUUGCCUCGUGUUAAAGGAGAAAUUCCGACCACAUGUGUGUUGUUGCUGCAUCAGCCAAUUGUGACCGGGAUGGCGUGACCCUGGAUUAUUAUCAUGUUCUUCACUCCAAACAGAAUUGAAGAAGAAGAAGAAGAUAUUUGACGGAGAAGAAGCAACGCGGGAGCGGGGGGAGUCAUCUCUCCUCCUCCUGGUCCGUCAGACCGUGCAGCGUGUUCCAUGGCCAGUCCCGAGGGCAGCAAAAAGGGAUCAUCGUCGGGAGGUCAACAACAACAACAUCGUCGCCGAAGCAACAGCCACAACAACGAGAACAGCCCGCAGAGCAGCUCGGCUGCGAGCUCGUCGUCGUCGAGUCAUCACCAGCAGCUGAGUCUGCGGGCGCCGGUGAUCCGGCAUCGCGAUCCCAAGGCUCCCGUCGUCAUCAGCGGUUGGCUCUUUAAACAAGGCAGCGAUGGCCUUAUGUUGUGGAAGAAGCGAUGGUUCGCCCUCUCCCAGUACUGCCUCUUCUACUACGACGGUCCUGAAGAGGAGAAAGUCUUGGGUUCGUUGCUACUUCCCGGCUACACGAUCCGUCCGUGUUUGGCGGGAGAUCGGGACCGAUUGGUUUACCGCAAAUACGCCUUCAAAGCCGAGCACCGCAACACUCGCAGCUUCUAUUUGGCCGCCGAUUCUCGUCCGUCUAUGAUCCAGUGGAUGAACGCUCUCAGCUUGGCCGCCAUCCUACAAGAUUCCAAGAGCCUGUCCAUCACAUCCGAGUUGAACAAGAGUCAAUUGGACGUGUCCAGUGGAUCCGCCGCUCUCAACGGAAGUCGUCGUUCCUCCAAGGCCGUCGUCGCAGAGAACAAGGCGCAAGGGGUUGAUGCGUCGUUCGACUCGACGGCACCCGAUCAGCCGACAGGUCAAAGGCAGCCGUUGUACGCCAACGCUCCACCGAAACCGCGACGGGCGUUGAACACGAGCCGAGAUUCGUAUUGUUCGAGUUCGCCGGAUCGGUCACCGGAACGACCAGUUGUGGUGGCAUCGUCGACACCUUCGACGGCGGCGGCGGCAGGUAAAACAACAAUCCAAUCUGCCGAAGGAGGAGGAGGAGCGUUGCCGUUUGAAUUGCAAGGCAACAACCGUACGCCGGCGCCAUCUAGUGCCAUGUACGGACAACACCAGCAAGUGGCUGUUCGCCAGAUGCAGCGCGGCCAGUUUCAGAACGGCGGUCGAGGAUGGCCUCAUCAACAACAACAACAGCAGAUGACAAGGCCCGUCUCGGCAGAAGUGACGACGCUGUUGCAGCAGCAACAACAACAACAAUCUCAACAACAGACGAUGAUGAGGCAUCGCAACAGUCCCCACCAGCUGCCGGCCGAACGACGAACGCCGGACGCCUACGGCCGAUUCAAAACCGAGUACGAAGAUGUUUACAACAAUAGCAGCACGGCCAGUUCGACCAAUUCGCCUCAAAUGCUUCCGGCGGGAUCGUCACCCGCCACCGCUUCCUCCUCCAAGGCGUUUGUAGUGGCCCACAGGAGCGAAGUGGCCCGUCGGGUGCCUCCCAGGCCUCACAGUGUAGACUUUCUUCAGUAUCCGACCAUACCGGGCACUCCGCCACUACAACAACAACCCAGUGACUAUUGGUCUUCCGAACAAAAAUAUGCCCAGCAGGUCAGACAGUCGGUCAUGCGCAACUAUCCGCGCGAACAGCAACCGGCCGACAAUGUUCAGCUGGCGCCAAAGGAAUCGGAACAACCAUCAACACCUCAACAGCAACAGCAACAGCUACAACAACAACAACAUCAACGUCGAGUAGUGCGUGAUCCGGCAGAAAUAUCUCGAGACGUGAAAGAGAGCGCCCUCUGGUCCUAUGUCCAGGCGGCUGGACAGCCGCAUCUAUCCGGUGCUCAUCACCGCCCACCGGGCAAGACGAUACUAUCAGCUUCGCAGGAGAAUCUGAUGGCCGAAGAAUCUUUAGCUCUUUAUCGUACAGGCAACGAGGGUCAGCAGCAACCACAACAGCAACAACCGCAACUCUUUCACCGCUCCGCCAGCGCCCGGCUGCCCAAAAUGGCCAAACAACAGCCGGAUUUGCUCAAUUCAUCGCUGGCCGAUCAUCCGCUCGAAAUGGAUAACAAACGAAUCGAGCAGAGAGAAGAAUCGAUGAAACGGUUGCUGGAAUGGAAGCAGAGGAUGUUGCAGUCGCCGUUAACUAGGAAAAGCGGCAACAGUGUCGUGAGUGGGGGAAGUGGCGCCCGCAGCAGCGAACGGAGUACGCCGACCCUCGCCGAUAGAGACGCUCCGUCUCCGCGGAUGCGGAUCGACUCUCCCCUUCUCCAUCCGCAGCAGCAGCAGCAGCAGCAGCAACUGCAUCAGCAGCCAAGCCCCAUCCAGUUGGCGGAUUACGGAGGAAAUGGAAACGUCGCCAUGGGCAAUUUCGCCACGAUGAGGCGGACGGUGGCGCGGGCGGCGCAAGAUCUUCUCGUUCAGGAGCAACUCUACCAGCAGCAACAACAACAGCAGCAGCAGCAACAACAACAACAGCCACCGCUUCCACUGAAUGUGGCCUUCCGGGCCUCGUUGAAACGUCCGGCAGCCAACAACGACAAAAUCAAAAUCCAACUGGACGAAGAGGCCGACGUCCGCAAGGAGUUCACCUACGAGUACGUUUUGACGGAGCAGUCGCGAGAAGGAGACGGAGCAGCGUGCCAAGAGCCGGAAGACCCGGUGCCGAAAGUGUCGUGGCCCAGGCCGUCGCUCAUGAGGGAGAAAUCGAGCGCCGUGGCCGAUUUGAGGGCCCGCAGUGAGAGUCCGUCAGCCAAUCGGGUUCUCUUCUUGAAAGAUGUCCAGCAAGCUCAACAGAUGUCGCCGCUGAAAGCCCGGCCCAAACCGCCGCCCAAGCCCAGCCUUCACGAUCUCCAGCAGGCGUUCCAGAUCAAGCGGAACGGAAUCAUGACCCAUCACCACAUGAUGAUGCUGGAAGAGGAUCAGCUGUCGAUGGAUCAGCAGCAACGCUUGAGCUAUGCCGAGUCGCUGCCGGAAUCGCUGGCCGGUUUCGCCGCCACCAUCGUCUCCGAGGACGGGAUGAGUCCGUGCCCGUUCGAGCCGACCGUUUCGCCGCUCAUUUCUGAAUGCGAUUGGCCCCACAACACGACCGGAAAUGGAUCGUCUCCGGCCCCGCUUCCAGAUUUGAUGUCGCUCGCCUCGGUCACUUCCGGCCACCUGAGAAGUCGCAGCCGCAGCUGUGGCGGCGGAAGCAUCCACGCCGCGUCGGAGAACCUCUACAUGAACACGCAAAUGACUGCGGAAUUGGAAGCUGAUCAAUCCGGAUCGGGAUCCGUCAUGGAAGAUCAUUACCUGCCCAUGACGUCGACCAAACUCGUCUCGGCUCGCUCUCCUCCGCCGCUUCCGGCAGCCAAUCACUACCACUUUGAGGAAAACGCUUACGUCGAGAUGACGGACAACGGGAAGAUCAAAACUUCGCCACCUGGCGGCGGAAUCAACGGCCGGGCUGGCAGCAGUAAACCUUCGUCCGUUUUCGCCGGAGUUUUCGAUCCUUCCUAUCGGUCGCCGGAAAGUCCGCGCUAUAGCGAAAUCACCGACUGUCCUUCCGGUGGAAGAGAACAACAGGAAGAAGAUCAGCCGCAUUACGAGUUCAUCUACAAAGCGUCCAGCCAGGCCGAGCCGGUCUACAUGGAAGUUCCGCAGGGCGAAGAAGAAGAGGAGGAAGAUGCGGAUGAAAAUGCGGACGAAGGCAGGCGAGCAGAUGGCGGUGAUGGCGAAAGAGAAGACGAACUGGAAUCGCAGGACGGAAUCCAGGAACGUCAUACCAGCAGUGCCAUGGACACAACGGCCCUGGAAGAGAUGGAUGACGGUGGAAGACCUUUGGAGCUAAUCAUCACUCCUCCCCGCCAUCCGCGCUUCAGCAUCUCUGACACAUUCCGCCCGGCUUCCUAUUUCUUGCGAUUGGAGACGAUUCCGGCGACGGAAGAAAACGGACUGGAUGAUCAAGCUUACGGACAAUCGGAUGAUCAAUCCGACAGUGAACUGGUUUCUCCUCCGCCCAUUCCCACCAGUCCGCCGCCGACGACCAGCGAGUUUCCAAGUUUCCAGCAGCUGCAUCACAACAAUCAUCUCCAUCGGCCGCCGAUCCAUCACAGCCGGAGUCAGAGUCUAGACACGUCUCAAGACUACUUCCAAGGUCGAACGUCUCGAAAUAGUAUCACAUCCGAAUUGUGCCACAGCCAUGGCCGUCCGCCUUCCGACUUAUCUCAGAGGCGGAGACCUUUGACAAUUGUCCGAAGUUUGGAGGAUUUGUUGGUGGACUCGAGCGACGACCACUUGGCCGCUCUGACAUCGGCACACAACACGUCGCGAAUCUCGGUCGCAUUCCAGGGCAGCACCCAAAGUUUGGCCUCCAAUGGCAUCCGCAAUGCGGAAUCUUGGAACCAGCCGCUCUAUGAAAAUGUCUCGCAGAAUGUUGGGGGUCACGUCAGGCAGGCGUCUAGGAUCAGCAUCGCAUCGAAUGCGAGUCGGCGGAUGAGUUCGUCUCCGGCCGGAUCGAUGCAUUCUGAACACCAGCAACAACAGCAACAGCAGCCGCAACCGCAGCAACAGCCGCAACCGCAACAACGCCCUCGUUUGGGUUCAGCCUUGUCGCUCAAUUCCAACUCGUCAUCCAUCUGCCGGAGUGAGCAGAGCGCGGGAGCGCCUUAUUACUACUCCGAUUUGCUGAGCAAAACGCCGACAACUCCGCCCGACGCCAGUCUGGAGGACGGCAACAGUAGCCUCCGCUCGUCCAGUUCCAGGAGCGCUCAAGCCCAAGCGGCCAAACAGGCCUACCAGCACAGCAUGGAUCGAUUGCGCACUGUACAACGUCGAUCCUCUCCGCAGGAAUCCAGCGGAAGAUUGGGAAGCACAUCGAAUUUAGAUUGCCACCAGACGCCAACCAGUUCCGGCCAAUCGCGCUCGGAGCCCAGGCAGUUAUUGGAAACGAUCCGGAAGCAGCAGCAACAACAGCAGCAGCAACAACAACAACAUCAACAACAACAACUAUAUCAACGCGCUCAAACGCCGGAUUUGCUGGCCAACCACCCGGAACAAGAGUCGUUUUAUUACGCCAAUGGGAGAGGGCCGUCGGCCGCCACGCGUCCGCCGAUUGCUGGCGAUGUGAUGCGGCGGGUGCGCUCCCUGGAAGGUCUCCUGGAUGAAGAUCCGAAUCGAUCGAUUCAGCGCUCGGAUUGGAUUGAUCCGCAACCCAAUCGAUCAUCGGUGGCUUCCCACGCCAGCUACGGGACCAAUGGGUCCGUCGUCGGUGGUCACGGGCAGAGCUCGGCCGCAGCUGAGACGCCUCGCUACGCCCGAGAUCCGACAACUCGCGGCCAGGCCACCAAAACCCUUCCGUCGCACGUCCGCUCUCCGCAAGGAAGUGUGGGCGGCGACUUUGUCGGCGGCGAGUUCUCACCGUGGGACGAGGAUCAAUUGUGGCGCGACAAAUUGAGGCGUGCCAGUAUCCGUCACACGCGCUCUAUGGACAUGCUGGACGAGAUCCAUCACGAUAGCCACUCGGAUAGUAGGCACCAGUCCAAUGGGAAAUCCAUCCUUCCGGCCGAAGAGGAUUGCUACGAGCGGCUGCUCCAGUACUCGGCCACUCUGGAGCGGACCAAGCGCGGCCAGACUUACCUGGACGGCUACACUUGGGACGAAAUGGAACAGCGUUUCCGCGAGCCGGGCGGCCAGACGAAACAGCGCGGCAAGGAAACGUCUUCAACGCUGCCUCCGCUGCCACCGGCUCCGCCUCUGGCGUCGAAUCACUCGACAUCGACCGGCCACCUGGUCAUCAACAACAACAACAACAGCCCGUCGCAUCCUUUUUUAGAGGACGGCCUCCCCCCUCCUGCUUUCGAAAUUGACCGCGAGAAACUGCGUCAAUGGGAUCUCAUGUCCACGGCACCUGUUCCGUCGUCGUCGUCAUCGACGGCCGCUCUGCCCGACAAUCAAGCCAUCAACAAGGAGGGAGGGAGGCGUCCGGCUGCUGAUAGCAGUAGCAACAACACCACCAUCGCCACCAAGGCUGGCCAUCCGCCGCCAUCAUCACCACCGCCACAACAACCACCACCACCACCGCCAACAUCCAGCGAAUCCAUUAACAGAAAACCCACGACAACAACAACGACAACAACAUCACCACCACCACCAUCACAACCACCACCCCCUGUCCCGUCCACUCCAAUCCAGGCCAUCCGUCCGUCCCCAUUCCACCAGCUAGUGCCGCCCGACCUUGUCCGCACUCCCGGUGGAUCGAGCCCGGUUGAUGCUGUAGCGGCAGGACUCAAUCACGCAGCGACCGGAGCAGCCGGCAAGGCCAUCAACGGUAUCAAAGUUGCCUACAACCAGAGUGGUUUGACGGGCAAAGUUUCCUCCACUCUGGUGACGACUCAACAGCCUCCGUCCACCACCAAUCACAUGAUGACGGGCGAGAUUUAUCACUCGGACACGGAUACACCGCCCAAGAAAGGUAAAUUGCCUCCGAUGAUCGGUCACGACCAGCCGUCCUCUCAUAACGGCAACCGACAACCAGGCGAUAAUAAAGUGCAGCUGUCGGCGGGCGACCUCCUGGGCCGGACACAUGAGGAACUGGUUCUCCUCUUGAUCCAACUGAGGCGGCAGAGUUCCGCUUUGGUCAAAGCACGUGACGCCUGCCUCCUCGAAAUGGAAAGCCAGGUCAAACUGGCUGCGCUGGAUAUUUCUCAUCGACAAGAAUGCCUGAUAAAAACGGGCGAGCUGAAGCACCAUGUCAAAGAGCUGGAGAAGCAACUGGAAAAACUCAAGCCAAUGAUCAGCCUGGUGGACAACAUGGUCAAACUGGGUUCGUCAAUGUCACCGCAAAGACACAAAAGACUGCCCAAACCAGAAACCAGCACAGCUGUCAAGCGCAAUUUGACUCCUAUGCUUCACCAACAACAGCAGCAGCAGCAACAACAACUGCAACAACAACAGCAGCAGCAGAUACAACAACCGAAAUUUCAUUCCUCUCCCUAUGAGCCCCCUGCGUACAGCAACGUCCAGCAGAGGAACAGCACAAUGGUGUUCCACUCUACUCCACAUCGUCCAACUGAAAACGACGCCAAUGAGGCGUACGGAUCUGCCGUCCAGGGCUGGGAGGAGGCUCAGAUUUCUCAGCUCGAGUCCAAGCACCACCAGCUGGCUCAGUUGGAGAAAUUCGUUCGUGAGGAAGGCGCGGCCAUCCAUCGGCUGACACGCAAUCAGCAAGUCCUGAGACUAGCCAUCCGCGGGAUCCGACAGCAGACCAACACGGCCCUGCAAGUCGCCGACUAUGGCGAGGUGGAGCGGUGCCGCCAGCAACAGCUCUUUCUCGAGCGUGAGCUAAGCCAAAUUCACUCUCUUCUGGCCCUCAGUUCCAAACGGCUGGAAGACGCCGCGGUGGAGAUCAGCCGGAUAGAGCGAGAAAUCUCUUCACUUCAUCAGCAGUUGCAUCGCCUCGGAGCCAAUAACCGCCAACACCACCAAUCCGGUGGAGGUCAUUCGUUGAGCAGGUCCAACAACGGAAGGGAAAUGGCUUGGCUAGAGGCGGAAUUGAACCGCGUCCAGCAACACGUCUCGCAGUUGCAGACGAGGCGACAAGAACUCAGCAGCCAAGUCAACUGCCUGACGUCUGCCGAUUAUUUCCUAGAUCUUGACGAAUCCUUUUCCAGCACCGGAUCGACCAAACGCAAACCUCCUAGCACCUGGUGCGAGACGGACUUGGACUCGCUGAACACGACCGAUCGCUUAACACGAAUGGAAGAUCCGUCUGCGAUGUAUUUCGGUGGAUCGCAGCAUCAUCAGCCGCAACAACUGGAGCAACAACAACAACAACAUUAUCAGUAUGGCCAGUACGAAGAUAACACGUUGCCCGUCGACAUCAAUGAAGCUGACGAAAGGAUGAAGAGAUACUACGGUAUCGUCCCCAAGCAACCAGCUCCGCCUAUCAGCGCCGCUUCCGCCGCCGACAAGGCCGAAAUCCGCACGGUUCGCAUCGUCAAGCGGGAGUCGGAAAAGCGUCAGCGCGACAAGUCCAAAUCUCGAUACGACGACAAUUCUUUCGGAAUGGACGAACUCACCGAAGAGGAUCAAGCCCACGGCAACUCGAACGGUUUAUACAGCGAGGAUCCCAUCAUGGACGAUCCGGUUUUGUCCCAGUUUAGCCACGUUUUGACGCUGCCCAGGCGGGGUAGCAAACGGGACGAGCAAGGCAAGCGCCCCCUGUCGCAGCGCAAUUCCAUCGCAUUGAAUGAAACUCCAACGGACGGGCGGCCUCUUUCUCUCGGCCCGGAUCAAUGGAGAGGAUCACUCCGCCCUCGUCGCAAUAUGUCUUCGUUGUCACUUGGAGAUCGAAAUUCGUCCGUCAGUUUGGACAUGGACACGGGAGAGUCGUCGGAAGGAGGACUGGGGAGCCUGGAUUCGACUCAGCGCUCGCCCGUCCUCACGCCCGUCUAUACUAGCGAUGCCGCACGUGAAAUCAUCGAAGAAAUGCGCCGACAGGACAUGAUUUCGGCCCGCCGGGCCGUGCCCCGGCAUAAAAGACGCCACAUAACCAUAUCCUGUAGUCAACCCCUUGUCCUAGAAGCCCUGACCUCUGAUACGCGCAUGACGCAGGGCCGGGCUAGAGAUGACGUUGAUUUGCAGCGAGCAUUGCGCUUCCACCAUCCAUUUGCGCCGGAUGUGGUCCGAUCCACCAUCACUCAAGCCAUCCGCAUCAACGAGAAGACGAUCGAUAACAUACUUUGUGCUCCAGACAAGAUCGUCAUUCCCGAACGCUACGUACCCGAGCAGGAAGUGGAGGAGCUGGGAGAGGAGGAGAAGCAGAAACGGCUCAAGAAAACCGAGUCCAUUCGGCGUAUGCUGACGGGCUAUUCCACCGGUGUUGAUCUACCGCGACCUCCAUCCAUCGCCGCCACCAAUGACAUCGUAGAAUUGUCGGAAGCCAAGCAGAUGUUGGCCAAGGAGCGCCAGCAACGCGAUCAUUUCAUCGGCCUCAACCAGAUGUUGGUGGAGGAAAUUAAAGAGAAGAGCAAGAUGGCCGCAGUUCACGCUUUGGCCAACAUGAAGUCGAGACGGGAAAACAGCAGCGAAGAGGACGACUGGUCACCGCCCGCCGAUCCAUUGCCCAUCUAUCAACAGCGCUACAACUACCUCACGUGAGCUGACACACACACGACUGGUAGGGCGGCGACAGUGACGACGUUGGGCGAAAACCAGAGGACAUGUGUUUUUGGCUACAUUCACCCUCUAUUCACAAAGAAAAAAGAUGACUAUUUUUCUCUUUCUCUCUCUCUCCUCAUCACAUUACUCCAUCACUCAACCCGCCCUCGGCUGCGGGUAAAUGAACCCGUUCUCGAAAUAGAUUGGCCAAAAUGUUCAUCGUCGAAAUUAUUGAUAGCAAUCCUAAGUAAUAAAGAAACGUAGUGGCCUUGUUGCAAAUGAUUCAAGGGUAUCGGCGUCAUGCAUAUAUUGUUGAUUGUUAUAAAUAAUCACAUUUUAACUUUUAGACAGUUUGGUGAAUCGCGUCUGUUUUUGUGUGUGUUUUUUCUUUUGUUUUAUUUUUUGUCUGUUUUUUUUUUGUUUACAAGGGGGGAACGGGGUGAGUUGAUUGAUUUGGGGACACGCCUUUUCUUCUUCUCUAUUUGGAACAGACUGGCGCAGUUCCCAGUAUUAAUGGCUCGUUUCACGUAAAAUCGUUGUUCAAACUGAUCGGCUUAACGGCCUGUUUUUUUUUUUCAUGAUUUUUGUUUUGAUUAUUUCCUUUUACAUAAUUGAUGCGACGUAGUAUUAAGGCCAUCAUAUAUUCAUCGUCGCAGCAGCUUUAUUUAUCUUCGACGGACUUUGUUAUUUUGACUGAUGCCCGAGUUACUGACUGAGAACCAUCAUUACAUCCUGCCUGUUUAUGAAUAAACAGAAGUGAUAAAAAAAACUUAGUUUGUGUUUAUUGUUAUAUAACAAUCAUUUCGUAAUGGAUUUACGUGAUUGUUCUAAGGCUUUUUGCCAAAUCGGUUUGCAAGCGAAGCAAGACGUUGUCAAAUUGAUUGCACUAACUUAAUUCCUGUUCUCUCUUAUUCGCUGUUGGCCAGACAUGAAAAGUAAACAAACGAAAAACGAGCAUUUGUGGGUUCUAACUUGCCUAUAGCCUUUGAUCACUUUCAGAUGUCAAAUUAGUCAGUAUCAGUUACUUUGCACAUCCCUGUAAAAAUGUAUAGGCAGUUAUUAUUUGGUAAUUUUUUGGUGAUGAACAACAAAGCUCACUUGUUAAUUUUUCAAUAAUUGCUUUUUUUCAUCUACUAAAUAUGUAUUUCACGGAGAUGACGAAUAUUUUUUGGUAUAUUUAUUUUCCGUCCGACUUAGUCGUCCGUGGAUGCUAAGGGCUGUCACUAGAUGGCAAAAAAUGUCCGUGUGUUUAGGGAUUGAACUAUUCAGCUCUAGUGUGUUGGUUUCUAGAGGGAUGUAGGGGGUGGGUCAUCAAACUGUCAAAGUGCUGAGACGACUGACGAAACAGUCUUUCUUUUGCUGUCGAGACGCUGUCCGAGAAGGUUGAAUUUAGUCAUUGUUGGUACUCUCUUACGUGACAUUUUUGAUCAUAGACAUGAACAGUAAAAAGAUUUCUUGGUUAGUUUGAUGUUGGAGCUGCCAAUGGUGUUGAUGCAGCGUUCAUGGUGUGAGCAGUGGUUUUGCAGUCAUUUUCCAGUCGAGAUGUUUUGAGGGCGCGUUUUCGCAAUGGAGCUUGUCCAAAUGGAAUUUUCGCAAAUGGAGCUUGUGCAGACAUUCAGUUCAACAUCAUACUUCAAUGUGUUAUUUGCCUAUGUUGGUGAUCAUGCAGUGUUGAGCUGUUGUACAAAAUAGUCGAUGUUGCCUGGUGGUUGUCGGGUAUGUUUUAUCGGCUGCCUUUUGUCGAUGUGUCGUCUCAACCUUGUCACCUGUACACACGUUAAGUUCAAUCGUACGCCGCAGUUCCAGACUUGAUCCAUUGGUGAAGCCGAAAAGAGGUUGCUGUAAUUCAAGACUGAAAAACUAAUUAGACUGGACAAUUUACAAAUGCAUAUCUGUUGUCCCUUUUCCCUGAGUAAACAGCAUGUCUGCCGUUGGUUAUUCGUCUGGUCGAAAGGGAAAUAGCCAUGAGAAGUUCUGAUGUAUUUUUGGAGAAAGAAAAGAUUAGUUUGACCACGAAGUAAUUCUCCCUUAUGAUUCGCGAUCAACUGUACCACCUUCAUAUGACGUUUCAACUUGUUCGCUCACAUGUAUAUGUUCAAUAUUUAUUACUUUGCUAACAAUAAAAUAUGAAAUUAAACCUA